AUGUAUGGGAAAAUGACCAAUGAGAUUCUUUCAGAAACAAAAUUUCAUGAGUUGACCAAAGAAAAGAAUUAUGAUCGGUUUAUUCGUCCAAACGCCACUAACGGGCCAGUUUUUACGGAUGUGCAGCUAGAAGUGGGCUAUUUAGGAGAAAUAGAUUCUAAAGCAAUGACUUUUGAGAUCCACCUGACCCUGCGACACUGGUGGCAAGAUGAGAGAUUAAAGUUUGACCCAAUGAGAGGAAAGAGUGUCGUAGGGUUGUCAACAUUGCGAAACCUUAUUUGGACUCCGACCCUCUUCUUCUUGAAUGAAAAAGACAGUGAGAUGGUAAAAACAACAGAAGAUAAUGUUUAUGUAAAAGUGGACUCCAAUGGGAAAACGUACAUGGCCAUUAGGUCAAAAGUUUGGAAGUGGGUAAAGUGUGGAGAGCUGUAUAACUGGGUAGGGUGUGAAAAGCUCUACGGCCAGGGAGAGUAUGGAAGGCCACACCCUACCCACUUGUACAGCCUUCCAUACUCUCCCUGGCCGUAUAGCUUUUCACACCCUACCCACUUGUACAGAAAGCUCUACGGCCAGGGAGAGUAUGGAAGGCUGUACAAGUGGGUAGGGUGUAGAGAGCUGUACCAGUGGAUAGAGUGUGGAAAGCUUUAUAACUGGGUAGGAUUUCAAGUUGACAUCUGUUCUUUAAUAGGGAAGUACGAUAUCAAAAGCUUGCUGCUGAGGUGGCGACAGGUGAACCAAAAAGACCUAUGUCUCAUCAUUCCUGAGCUGACCCUUCCAGAGCAUUCUUUGGACAAGGAUAGCGUCAUCUGUACUGAAAAUAAUAAGAACUACGAUACAGCGGGAGGAUACAGUGGCUUGAUAGCGACAUUCAGUCUACGCCGAGAGUUCAGCUAUUAUAUGAUUGAAGUUUAUGUGCCAAUCAUGUUGCUGGUCAUUGUAUCUUGGAUAUCCUUCUGGUUGGACGUUCAUGCUGUCCCUGCUCGUGUAGCUCUCGGGAUCACCACCAUUUUAACAGUCAUCACUAAUUCUAGAGGGGUCAAGGAUUCUAUUCCAAGGGUCUCGUACAUCAAAGCUGUAGAUGUGUGGAACCUAGGUUGUACUUUGUUGGUCUUCUGUGCUUUCUUGGAGUUCCCUCUUGUCAACUUCAUCGCUAGAAAGGCGAGAAUGAAGGCGGUGACAGAAAUUGCACAAAAUGGUGACAAUAAAGGGCAGCUUCAGAAGGACGUUGACCUCAAUCGAACUUUUCAGUUGGUUCAUCAUCGUAACUCUGCUGGAAGAUUGUCCAAACUAAAUAAGACAUGUCCGAUUCAUAAAAACACCCUCAAGGUGCAGGAUGUUACUGAUAUGACAGAGGACGAUGGCACCGACGACCACGACGGAGACGAUUCAAUAAACUUUUCCAGAAUGCUACCUGUCGCCUCGGAAGAACUCGCUAGAUCGAUCGAUCGUAUUUGUCGCUUUUUAUUUCCUUCAAUAUUCUUACUUUUCAACAUCAUUUACUGGGUCACUUGGGUUCAACAUUAAUUAUCGGUGGUAAGACAUAUGGUUCAUAAAUACUACUAUUAUGAAUCUUCGAGUUACAAAAUCACUUAUA
Messenger RNA from Limulus polyphemus (Atlantic horseshoe crab), 1594 nucleotides. RefSeq names its product glutamate-gated chloride channel-like. The coding region runs from base 1 to 1524 and encodes 507 amino acids. Lineage: Eukaryota; Metazoa; Arthropoda; Merostomata; Xiphosura; Limulidae. The record is from RefSeq and is a predicted model, not a curated record. Gene Ontology annotation, molecular function: transmembrane signaling receptor activity; neurotransmitter receptor activity; chloride channel activity. The transcript is spliced from 9 exons. Gene Ontology annotation, cellular component: membrane; synapse; neuron projection. Gene Ontology annotation, biological process: nervous system process; chemical synaptic transmission; chloride transmembrane transport.